AUGUUCGUAGCAUGAGGCAUCAGUUUGUCGUCUUCCAAUACCUUUGCAAGAUGUGGUUCAAAAUCCUUCUAAUAUACGUCUGGUUAUUCAGAUAUGUAUCUUGUGAUAAAAGCCUUGCAAUAGUGCUGGAUAUAACAGGGUCUAUGCAAGAGGAAUUAGAAAAUAUAAAAGUGGGUAUUAUUUCUGCAUUCACUACAGCUACUAAUGCGGCGAUUACUGAUUAUAUUUUAGUGCCGCUUAAUGAUUCUGAUGUAGGAACGCCUACAAUAGUGCACAAGCCAGGAGAACUGAUUUCUUCAGUGCGUUCUGUAUCUGCUGGAGGAGGGAUUAUAUGCCCAGAAAAUACAUUGUCAGCCAUCGAAAAAGCCCUUAUAAUAAGUAAACCAAAAUCAAACAUUUUCGUUUUUACCGAUGCGUACGCGAGAGAUGCCCACAAAUUCGGUUCCGUUGAAAACUUAUGCAGGUCUACUGGCAGUCAGGUUGUCAUAGUUUUGAGUGGAUUUUGCUCUUCGAAGUUAUCGCCUAACGCGACUGUACAAGCUUAUUAUGAUGUAGCUAGAGUUUGCUCAGGCGCAUUGCUCCUUUUCGAUGCGGCUGCGUUAAGACAUUCUUUCAUGUACAUAAAGGAGGUAAUCAACGAAGAAUGGACAGAUAUUACCGCUUAUGAUACAUUCACGUCAUACAAACAAUUGUCUUUUUCAGUCGACGCAUAUACAACUAGUUUAUUGAUAGUGGUUUCUGGUGAUUAUCCUAAGGUGGAAAUAUUGACACCCGAUAACUCAAAUCACACUGUCGAGAAUGUAGUGGACACAAGACAUACGAAGGUAUUACGUUUGAAAAAUCCAACGUUCGGUAACUACACGAUGAAAAUCAACUGUCGGGAUCAAACUUCCCUUUUGAUAUACAAAAAGUAUGAAUUACCGGUCGCCUUCGGAUUUUCAACAAAGGUGCCUAGAAAAAUGAUUGAAGCUAGUAAAAGACCUAUACCAGGCCGAGUGAAUUAUAUCCUCGUCGAUGCAUCGCAAGGAAAACUGAAACUUGAAGGAAUAGAAAUACAAGUGGCGAAUGAAGAGAAAAAAUCAUUGGAGAUACAAGAAACUCUUACUAAAGGCAUCUACCUGGCCAAUACAUUUAUUGAACCUGAUAAAUCUUUUCGCAUUUGGAUAAAGGGGUCUGAUACAACUACAUUUCAGGGAAUUAACACUUCAUCAGAAAACAUUUUUCCUCAAAAAGCCACUGCAACAGAUCCAACGUGGACUAAACCUCAUUCGAUACUAUUGGAAACUGAUCCAGUGACCGUAGAUUUCGGAACAAAUGCCACUUUCGCAUGUAAAGUCACUGGUUACCCAAAACCAAACAUCGUGUGGGAAGACAGCGAUGGAAAUAUAUUGCCUUCAGAGAAUGAGUUACUGGAAAUACCAUCGUUAUACAUAAGUUAUGUCAGCUUAGAAAAUGCAACGGUCUAUACCACGAUAUACUGUAAAGCUAAGAAUUCAAAAGGUGAAGAUAGUCAAAGUAUUAACGUAUAUGUGCAUAGGCCAUUCACAUUUGAGGUUAUUCAGACUCCAGAAGACCAAACUAUCGAAUACGGGAGUGAAGGAAAAUUAUACUGUGAAGUAUCAGCGUAUCCACCUGCCGAGGUUAAGUGGUCCUACAAUAACAGCGCCAUAUUGCCGUUUGAUGAUGUACAAAUAGACUCCGAAACGAACGCACUGUGGAUCAAAAAUAUGACCACUAAAAAUGUCGGUGAAUAUAAAUGUGAUGUCACCAACGAAGUCAAUGAAAGAACUUUCUCCGCUACCGUUUCAAUUUCGGGCAUAGAAGCCCCAGAAGUCGUUGUUGAUAGAGAAAACGUUACCCUCAGGCUAGGAGAAACGAGUUAUCUUGAAUGCAGAAUUAUUAAAGGAAAGCCAACACCUACCAUAACAUGGCAAUACCUACCCUAUCAUGGAUACGACUACUGGAAUGUGCCAGAAGGCACAGAGGUUACUGAUGACGGCAAGCUAAAGAUAAUAUCAGCAGCGAAAGCACACUUCGGCAAAUACAAGUGUGCAGCCAACAAUAUACUAGGAACUAGUGACUCAGUAAUCCUCGUCCAAAUACAAUAUCCGCCGUCGAUAUCGGAUCCUGAAACCACUACACUGACAGUUAAAGAAGAAGAUGAUGUAGUGUUACCGUGCAAGGUUAAAGCUUCACCAGAAGCUACCGUGCAUUGGGAGAUCCCACACGAAGUUAUAUUGGACAGCAGACAUUAUACCGACCAACACCAUAAUCACCGAUUUAGAGCUUUGUGGAAAGAUUCUGGCAAUUAUGAGUGCAUCGCUGAAAAUGGUGUAGGUGUGGCAAGGAAAACUAUAACAGUGGAUGUCCUUGUUGCACCGUAUAUUGAAGGUCCAAGUCACAAGACCGUGGUUGCGAGAAAUGGCGACAAUCUUGUGUUGAACUGUAACGUGCAAUAUGGCAACCCUUUGCCAGCUACCAAAUGGCAGUUUAUAGCACCGGAUUCUACCAUAAAAGUUUUGUCAAGGAACCGUUCGUCGAGUCCACUGCAUUUAAACAAUGUGAAAUACACCAAUGAGGGAUCAUAUCUGUGCAUAGCAGACAAUAGUAUUGGCACCGACAGCAUAACUAUUUAUGUUAAAGUAAUAGGGGAGGAUUGGGGAGUUGCGGACGCUGAAGGGAAAUAACGCACAACAUUCGUACUAUCAGUAAUAAUCAGUCUGUCUUGAUUAAAUAUUAAUCUUUAGUUAUUCAUCUACAAAAACAAUUAUACUUAUUAUACGAGAUCAGUCAAUAAAUAUAAUAUUUUUAGCAAAAACAAAACCUUGUCUGUCCGUAAUUACCCGUAGCGCUCGGGGUAAAUUCGGACUGACCCUGGGUUAAUUACGGACAGCAUGGGGUAUUCACGGACUAGGUCCACAUCGCUACAAAAAUCACAAGUAAAGCCUUUAGAAGAACUUCCUACAGUGCAGUUCUCAUGAGCCCACUUGUCACACUUUGAACACAUAAUCCAACCUUCGGCGGAUGGAUCACUGUACUUUUCUUGACAAUAAAUGCAAACGUAAUCAACAUUUCAACAUCAACAUUUUAAUCAAAAUUUUCAGUUCGUUUUCUUGUAUUCCGUUUAAAAUGGAUUUUAACCUCUCUUUGGUAUUGUAGAAACACUGCCCUUUUUCAAUUGGUCAAACACAGUAGCUCUGGUAAUACCAUAUUUUUCUUCCGCCUGACGAAAAGUUAUCUGGUCUUUUAUUUCUUGCACAGCUUUUUGUAUUGAUUCGAUGGUGUAUGAUUGUUCUUUUUUCUUAUAUAUAUUUCCGAGGCAUUCAAAAAUGAGUAGUUAUUGAUUGAUUUCAUAAUAGUUUAUCGAAUUAGGGGUAAUUGCAGACGUACGUAUUUACCCCGCAAGGCUUGUCCGCAAUUAUCCCCACUGGGUAUUUUUAAAUCAGAGAGAGAAAUUUGUAAGUUAUGAAAACGUUCCAUAAAAACAAACAUUGGCGCUGCAAACCCCAUUGACAAAGCUAUCCAUAGAAAAUAUCACUUUUUACCAUCACUUAGUAUACAGACUUGUCCCUUGAAUUGAAAAACACUGAAAAUUAGAUCAUUAUGCACUUUUUUUAAAAAAAUACCUACCGUUCAAACUGUGCGCAGCCGGCUGUCGUAAGUUUUUGCGUGGCACUAAAAUGGCUUAAAGAAACAGAUGACAGCACCGGGCUGCCGCGGGGGGAAGGAGUGAGUAGAUACAUGCUAGUCCGUUUUUACCCCGCGUCCGCAAUUCCCCCACUCUCCCCUAUAAGCCAUUAGUUAUUUAUAGAUAAGAUUUUGAAUGUAUCGGUUUAAUUAUUACAAUAAAUAACUUCUGUAAAAA
This is a messenger RNA of Helicoverpa armigera (cotton bollworm), 3865 nucleotides long. Its product is annotated as hemicentin-2. The record is from RefSeq and is a predicted model, not a curated record. Gene Ontology annotation, biological process: homophilic cell-cell adhesion. The transcript has 17 exons. Bases 12 to 2687 code for a protein of 891 amino acids. Gene Ontology annotation, cellular component: plasma membrane. Lineage: Eukaryota; Metazoa; Arthropoda; Insecta; Lepidoptera; Noctuidae.